CAACAUGGCGGACGAAGCUGAUGAAAUAAUUACGACUGUGAUAGUAUGACAAAACAUUGGUUUUCUUGCACGUAAUAAUGAGUUGAAAGUACACAUUCAAUUUAUAACAACAUGAGCGAGCAACAGGCAAUUCCAGACCGUCCAGCAACUUCAAAAACGCCUUCAAUCACUCGGUUUAUUCGCUACGAGCAUCUUAUCGCUGGCGUGUCUGGAGGAGUUACGUCAACUCUUGUGCUGCAUCCGUUGGACCUGAUUAAAAUAAGAUUCCAAGUUAAUGAUGGAAGUGGAAAGUUACCAGCUUACAGAGGACUUACUGAUGCAGUGAAGUCAAUUGUGAGAACAGCUGGCUUAAAAGGAUUAUAUCAGGGUGUGACACCUAAUGUUUGGGGAAAUGGAUCAGCGUGGGGUCUGUACUUUUUCAGUUACAACAUUUUAAAAGCAUGGAUGCAGAAAGAUAGUGAUAAGCCUUUAGGGUUUGAGAGGCAUCUGAUAGCAGGAGCUGUGGCAGGAAUAGGGACUUUGUCAGUCACAAACCCAAUAUGGGUGGUGAAAACUCGCCUAUGUCUCCAGUACUCUGAUCCCCUUGCAGGAAAAACACAAACACCACAGUACAAAGGAAUGUUUGAUGCUCUCUUAAAGUUGUGGAGACAUGAGGGGUUGAGAGGUUUAUACAAGGGUUACAUUCCAGGUAUUUUUGGCGUAUCACACGGAGCACUACAAUUCAUGGCCUAUGAGGAGCUGAAGAAAGGCUACAGUCAAUAUUUUGGAACACCAAUCAACAAGAAGCUGAGUUCAACUGAGUACCUUGUAAUGGCUUCACUGUCGAAAAUUUUCGCCGCAACAGCGACAUAUCCUUAUCAAGUGGUUAGAGCAAGACUUCAGAAUCAGUACACGAUGGUGGAAUACAAAGGCGCGUUGGAUGUGAUUAGUAAGACUUUCAGGCAUGAAGGAGUAACAGGAUUUUAUAAAGGAUUAAUUCCCAGUGUCCUCAGAGUAACGCCAGCAUGUGCACUUACAUUUGUGGUGUACGAAAACGUUAUUCACUUCCUUCUGCCGGACAGAUGACAUCGACAGGAUAAAUGAUGGAAUCCGGCAACGGGAGACGAUGGGCAAUACUACAGCACUUGGUUUUAUUACCAGACUUUAUUCUGCAACAGUUCCGACUGAUUCAUUUAUGGAAAAAAAUAUAUUAACCGAGCGAAGUUAACCGCCCAGUGCGUUUACACAUUUUAUCGAUAACUUCAUUUACCAGCGGAAUGUGAAUAUGAAUUUUUUCAGAGCAACUUUUGUACAUCAAUGCAAAAGGUAUCCAUUUUUACUAUCAGGUCUUAAGGGUAACAAUGAUUUCUCCCAUUGUUCUUUUAUAAAGAACCUUCCCCCUCCCCUUUUUCCCUUGUCCCAUACGGGUAUCAAAUUUAUGUACAUCCCCUGUUCCUUACGUUAAAAUCUUUUUCAAUAACUUUCUCCAUUUGUUACUGAAUUGUUGCGAUGUAAAGUUAAACCCAGUUUUUAUUUAUGGCUCUGUUUUUACCUCACAGCGACAUUUCCUUGUUGUUGUUGUUAUUUUUCCCUGGUUAUUGACAUUAACUUCAGUAAAAAACGGUGAAAGCUACUCUUUCGCGAUCGCUAUUAGAUGAGUGGUAUCGAGAACCUACUCCGACCCAUGGACUACACUGCCCUUAACGCUUACUCGUGUUCGUGUUAUGAAACUCAGCUAAAAAUAGUCCGUGUAAGUUAAAUUUAUUUACAAAGAGAUACACAGUUUUUGUUAAAUAAUGAGAUAAUUUAUUUACACCACUCAAGAAGCUGAGCCACAAUUGACCCAGCUCAUAUCACUUUGCUUUGAAGAGUCUAUUUUUAUACGUUGUCAAGAAACUCGCCUUGCUUUGCCUCAUUUGCUUUGUGUUCAGGUCUCUUAUUGUAAAUUAGAGACAAAUGAACAUCAAAUGAUUGGAAGACUAGUCUUAGUUAGAAUAUUGAAAUAUCAGGCAGUAGCCUUUGGGGGUUACGGUGAGAGUGGGUUUCUUUUCUGCGCUUACUAUUUUUCAUAGGAUUCUUUGAAUAUGUUUGCAUUAUAUAAAAGGAAAACUUCGCCGAGAGAAACUGUGAUUUUGAUUUCAAAUCUAACAUUCCUGUAAAAUAUUUUGGGUGAUGUACUUAAACGGUGUAAAAAGUUGUUUACAACUUGUGUUUACUUAAGCUACUCUAAAUACUUUUUUUUAACACAUUGCAGUUCUGAAUACCUUUCUUUUAGCGUGUUUAUGUUGUAGGCAAACAUUAA
Pocillopora verrucosa is the source of this 2281-nucleotide messenger RNA. Its product is annotated as solute carrier family 25 member 32. Gene Ontology annotation, cellular component: mitochondrion. Gene Ontology annotation, biological process: folate import into mitochondrion; nucleotide transport. The record is from RefSeq and is a predicted model, not a curated record. NCBI's taxonomy places the organism in Eukaryota, Metazoa, Cnidaria, Anthozoa, Scleractinia, Pocilloporidae. Gene Ontology annotation, molecular function: FAD transmembrane transporter activity; folic acid transmembrane transporter activity.